AUCAUUUGUCUGAAAUGGCAUAGGGUUUCCUGACUUCCAAAGUUCCUUUCAGCUCUGUUAUUCUGUUUACUCUCAAGUAAGGUUUAAAAUACAUUUUCCUCCUCUACCCAUAAAAGUAUCCAAAGUGAAGACAGAAGAGCUAAAAAUACAAGACUUAGAAGUAGGUCUGAGAAUUACAGGUAGAUCAUAAUGUUAUUAUUAAUGUUCCUUCAAGCAAUCCAUCAGUUUCCUAGUGAAUCAUUUUUAGAAAUCAUAACAGCUGGCUUAAAAAAAAUAAUGUUUUGUCCAAGACCAUUUUCCCUUUCAUUGAAACAUAAUGUUUUAGACAACUCUGAAAAAUUUCUCUCUCUUUCUCUCUCUCGUCCCCCACACACUCUCUCUCUCUCUCUCUGUAUAUAUGUAUAAGUGUGGGUGUGGGUGUGGGUGUGGGUGUGGGUGUGUGUUGGUUAUGUAAUUUAUAUAUUAUUGCUAUCAUUCAAUCCAUCUGUGGCAAAGUGAAAAAUUUUGGAGUGCUAACGCAUUUACAUGCUUUCUUCUUGCAUGGUACUAUGCAAUCUUCUUUUUUUCUUCUUAGCAUUUAGCAGAAUUGUAAAUAAAGUAUACAUAAUGCCACAUUCUUUAAGAGAAGAAAUAUGAUUUGUAAUGUAUCUGUGUAGAUUUUAUCUACAGAACUACCAACAUAUCCUGGCCUUAGUUUUUGCUGUAAAGGAGAUCAAUGAAAACAAUCACAUUUUAUUCAACGUGACUCUGGGUAUGCACCUCUCUAACAGUUAUUUCAUGGCGAGAUGGACCUACUUGGCUUCAAUGGAGCUCCUCUCAACACGGGGUAGAUUCAUCCCCAAUUAUAAGUGUGAUACUAAGGACUGGGCAGUAUCUGUUAUUGCAGGACCUAACUCUAACAUCUGUCCCUUCAUGGCAAAUGUUUUGAAUGUCUACAAGAUGCCCCAGCUGAUAUAUGGAUCUUCUCCUAUGAGAGAUGACCAGAUACAAGCUGCUUUCUUCCAUCGCUUUUUCCCAGAUGGUGACCAACAGAUUAUGGCUAUUCUCCAGUUGCUGUUGUAUUUUAGGUGGACAUGGAUUGGGCUGAUUUUCCAACGUAAUGAGAGUGGAGACAGAUUCAUUCAAAAUGCUGUUCUGUUGUUUUCCCAACAAAGUAUCUGCUUUGCGUUCAUAGAAGAGAUGCCCCAGCAAACAUUUUCUAAUGAUUAUGCGGAAGCCUCUAAAUAUUUUAGCAAAAUGUACAUUACUGUCAUGAACAGCACUACCAAUGUCAUUAUCCUAUAUGGUGAGAACCAAGUUACCAUGACUUUUAGAUUGUUGCCCUAUUAUGGAGACUUUGAUGAUAUACCCAUCGAGAGAAAAGAUAAAGUUUGGAUAAUGCCAGCCCAGAUGGAGUUUACAUCCGUUCCCUUUCAAAAAAUUAUUGCUAUGGACAUUUUCCAUGGUGUUAUAAGUUUUGAAGUUUCUUCCAAGGAGAUUUCUGGAUUUAAUAAAUUCCUUCAGAUGAGAAACCCAACUUUAGAAGUGGAAGACCAUUUAUUGAGAAUGUUUUGGAAAGAUGCUUUUGAAUGCUCUUUUUCUAAAGAUAAUUUAGAUGAAGACGCUGGGAAGCUGUGCACUGGAGAAGAGAAGUUGGAGAAUCUACCUAAGUCUGUGUUUGACACCACCAUGACUGGACAGAGUUACAGCACCUACAAUGCAGUUUAUGCUGUGGCACAUGCUUUACAAGCCAUGUUUUCCCCCAAACACAGAACAAGAGCAAAAGUUGGAGGAGAAAUGUUUUUGACUCAAAAGGCAUGGCAGUUACAUCACUAUUUGAGAACCAUGUCAUUCAAUAACACUGCAGGAGAGAAAAUUUCCUUUAAUGAAAAUGGGGAUUUGGACACUGGAUUUGACAUUAUCAACUGGGUCACAUUCCCAAACAAGACCUUUGUUAAAUUCAAAGUUGGAAAGAUUAACCCAGCGGCUUCUCCAGAUAAGCUAUUCACCAUUUCUGCACAAGACAUCACUUGGCCUAUCAUGUUUAACCAGGUUCUACCUCUUUCUGUUUGCAAUGACAAUUGCUAUUCUGGGUUCAGAAAGGUGAAAAUAGAAGGGAAGCCAUUUUGCUGUUAUGAUUGUGCUCCAUGUGCAAAAGGGAAAAUUUCAAACCAGAUGGAUGCGGUUGACUGCUUUCAAUGUUCAGAAGACCAAUAUCCAAACAAGGCUCAAAACCUUUGUAUUCUAAAAACAACCACCUUCCUGUCUUACAAUGAGCCACUGGGAAUCACCCUGGCCAGUGUUAGUCUCUUCCUUUCUUUCAUCACAGCUUUGGUGCUGGGGAUUUUCAUUAAACAGAGGGACACCCCCAUUGUCAAAGCCAACAACAGGAGUCUCACCUACAUUCUUCUCAUUGUUCUCCUGCUCUCAUUCCUUUGCAGUUUGCUCUUCAUUGGGCAACCUGACCAAGCAAAAUGUUUCAUGCGGCAAGCUGCUUUUGGCAUCAUAUUCUCGGUAGCCCUUUCUUGCAUAUUAGGAAAAACGACUAUUGUUGUUCUUGCUUUCAUGGCCACCAGGCCCGGUUCCAAAAUGAGGAAAUGGGUAGGGAAUAGGCUGGCUUUUUCAAUUGUCCUAUUUUGCUCCCUGGCACAAUUUACCAUUUGUACAGUGUGGCUGACAAUUUCUCCCCCAUUCCCAGAUUCUGACAUGCACUCUAUAGCUGAAGAAAUUGUCCUACAAUGUAAUGAAGGUUCAACCACAAUGUUUUAUACUGUUCUUAGUUUUCUGGGGGUCUUGACUUCUGUCAGUUUCACAGUAGCCUUCCUAGCUAGGAAGUUACCAGAUAGCUUUAAUGAAGCCAAAUUUAUCACUUUCAGCAUGUUGGUGUUUUGUAGUGUCUGGAUAUCAUUUGUUCCAACCUAUUUGAGUACCAAAGGGAAAUACAUGGUGGCUGUGGAGAUCUUCUCCAUUUUGGCUUCAGCAGCUGGAUUACUGGGCUGCAUCUUUUCCCCCAAGUGCUAUAUCAUUAUUAUGAGACCUGAUUUGAAUACAAAGGGACAGUUAAUAAAAAAAUAAUCCUGAAUACGAAGUUCAAUUUUCUCAUUGAUUCAAUGCAGCCUUCCCCACUACUCUAACCAAAUAAUGAGGUGACAUUAAUGCGGACCUUUAUUUUCUCCAACCUGAAUUCUCUGCUUUUGGUCUUUAAGAUACAACCUAGAAAUUGAAGCAGUUCCUGAGUUCUUGUCCUGAUCACUUUCAUGACUGUUGUUAUCUCUUAUGGCAGCCUUUUUUUACUAAGCCAUGCCUUCUCAAAGUAUCUAUAGCACAGCAGAAUUCAAUUUCCUUUAAUUCUCAAAAUUUACCUUCUCCUGCAUACCCAGUUACCCUUGUUUCCUUUUCCCAACAACAUACAUUUCUUGGAUCCAACUAAUGGAUCCAAGUAAUGUAUCCAGCUGACAUUACUCAAACUAAAUCCAUUCUCAUUCCCAAAGAUCAGAGUAAUUUAUAGGGGUUACUAAAUUAAGCUUUGCUCCAGCAUAUGAUUAUUUCCUAGGGUGCUUAUGGAAAAAUUAUACUUAUUGUUAGAUAAUAUAUCUAGGAAACCAAAGACAUAGGAAAAACUCAUGACUUUGCAGGUAGGCACUAUAAAUAAAUGAAUAAUGAUAGACACCCCCCCCCAAAAAAAAGAUUAAGAGGAUAGGAAUGAAGAUUGUGAAAUCCAAAAGCAGGUCAUAGUUUAGUUCUAACUGGGUACAAGUGUUUCAUCAAUACAUGCCAGUAUGAAUCACAACUAUGAGUAGGUUGUGGGGAAAUAUACUUUUAUGGGAACAUAGAAAACUAUGGGAGAAAAAGACCUAAUAGUCCAUCGAGUCUGCCCUUUAAGUUUCUUGUUUUUUCUUUUCUUUUUAAUGUAUUUUUUAAUUAUUAUUUUUAGAUCAUAGACUUUUUUUUAAAAAAAUUAAUUUUUAAUUUUCUUUUUUACUUUUCACUUGCCACGUACCUCUUUGGAGGUAUGGCUAUAUGCAAUAACAUAGCCCUUGAUAUUCUAAAAUAUUAAUUGUGGAUAAAUUGAUUGACAAAUUGACCAUUCAUUUUGGCCAUGUUGUGAAAAAUGUUUAGCUUAAUCAUUUAGUUCUCAGAAUAUGGAAUUACAAUAAUUAAGAAUAUGUAAAAAGUAUAUGUGCUUUGCAUUAAAAUAUGUUGCAAAUUGUGA
Messenger RNA from Pantherophis guttatus, 4192 nucleotides. NCBI's taxonomy places the organism in Eukaryota, Metazoa, Chordata, Lepidosauria, Squamata, Colubridae. The record is from RefSeq and is a predicted model, not a curated record.